Molecule: messenger RNA, 2996 nt
Organism: Marchantia polymorpha subsp. ruderalis
Lineage: Eukaryota; Viridiplantae; Streptophyta; Marchantiopsida; Marchantiales; Marchantiaceae
Source: the annotation of a GenBank genome assembly
GCGAAAGUUUCCCAACGCAACGAUCGUCCCAUGCUCGUGGGGAAGGGGAGCUGAGUCCGCAGACUGCUCCUGUCCAUGCCGGUCGAGAAUUUGUCUGAGACUCUGAGCCGUAGGACGACAAAUGGCCCCGUUGCUGUGUGCAGCGCGGGUUCUCAUUUGCUGUCUGGUCGAAGAUUGAAUGACGACGAAAAGCCCCGAUGGAACCAAAUCAUAAGAACAGAAUCCCGAAGACGACCCGCUCUGACUGACUGGGCUCGGGGCUUGCGAGGCCGGGGUGGCAUGGUGUGGUGUGGUGCAGAGAGAGAGAGAGAGAGAGAGAGAAGGGGGGAAAGAGGGAGAGUAAAGAAAUGGGAGAGGUCUGUGUCUGUGUAUCUGAGGUGAAACAACCAAGAUAGGUAGAGAAGGGGAGAGAGAGGGGGAGAGCAGCGAACUACACACGCUUUCACGCCACAGCUCGGAAACGUCGGGAUACUACUACAACUAGUUCUUACUGGGAACAGAGCAAAAAGUACGCUCUUUCGUUGUAGUGCAGGAUAGUGAGGGAGAGGGCAGGCACUUUGUUCUGUUGUCGAGCCUGUUGGCUUUUGUCUUUGAGCAUUUUUCUCCUCUGCUCACCAUCUUCCCGGCCACGUCGCUUGCUUUCGUGUGAGUGGUGAGUGACUAGAUACGAAGGAGAGAGAAAGAAAGAGAUUUACGAGUUCGCCUGUUCAUUGCGAGUUAUCCUUCGGCGGUGCAGGGGAAGACGGGAACGGGAAGUGGGAGGGGACUCUGAUUUCUUUGGUCAGCGAGUGCAUGGGGGGCCAUGGGCGACUGAUUGGCAUGAAUUCGGGCUGACAUGAUUUUACAACGAGUGCCGGUGGAAGUAGUCUUGUUACUUGAAGCUUUGAAGUCGUGUUGUCGACAGUGUGGUUAUCAUCGGACCACGGCCCCUUGGAAAAUCCUGAGUCUUCAUCGGUCAGUAUCUACAUUUUGUGGGGAAUGAUCAUUCUUCACAAUUGGAAGCAGAAGCAGAUUCGAAUGCCUAGUGUCUGUUGGCCUCAGGUUUUGAGUGGCAUAGUAUUUGAUAUUGUCGAUCGACAAACGGUUUCAUUGCCUAAGCUUGGUACUGGGGCUGGAUCCCCAUCCGCAGGCUCGGAAGAAAUCCUGGCAUGGCUGUAGCAGGAUUAGAGUCGACAGGAAUGCGGAGAGCUGUGGUCAGGAGCGAGAAAUUUAUGGAGUGGCAACGUGAACUUAGUAGUUCCCGAGCUAUCUACGGUGGACGUAAACGACAUGAGGAGGUUGACAACAUGGAAUCCAACGUUAUGAAGAAAUUCACUUUGAAGAACGAUGAGGAGGAUGACAAGAUCCCCAACGAAGAAUGCUCUGACGACAGAGAAGUAGAUGGAGAAGAACGUACUGCAGAUUCGAAUUUAGGUGACGCCAAUGGAGCUACUCCAAGAACUAAGUUGAAAAAACAACAACAUCAAAAGCAGAGAUCUGAAAUUAAGAAGAAUCGCAAGGAACACGAAGUUGACCAGACAAAAAUGCUCUGUUCGCAAAACGAUGAGAAAUAUUCUACCCCUGCGGAUGGAGAAGGGGGAAGAAUACGAAGGUGUAAGCAGCCCCAAAAAACUUCUCAAGACAAUCAGAUCAAGCGUCAAUCUCAGUCAUCUCCGGAAGAAGAUAACGUGCAAACAUCACAACAGGAGCAGGAUUCAAAUUUGAACCAACCAAUCAGACGAAGACAACGUCGAACUCUAGCCAGGUCUUACACUCCUCCAAAGGAAGAAAAGGACAUGGAGAGGGUUUUGAGGUCAUUGACGAGGAAUCGUGGUAGUGAGACUCCACCGCCCCCACCUGCAGUUCCAGUUCCUCCGGGGAAAGGCACCAAAAGGUCCAAGCGAGUUGCUCAAAGAUUAGCUAAUGAAGAGCCUCCUCCUCCACCCUUGAAGCUACCAAAAUUGCAGGUCGUUCUAUCCAAGAAAGAAAUACACGAUGAUUGGAUGAAAAUAACUGGUCAUCGCUACGCUGGAAAACCGAAGAAGUCGACUAUGACUGCGAGGGGUCUUAAUUUGUGCACUGCCUUGACGUGCCCUUCUACCAUUCGAUAUCUUAAUGAGCCUCAAUGAAUAGAAAGACGUGUGGACUUGGACCAGCCCUGGAAUUAAGAGCUGCUACUUGGACUCUCUAUCAAGCUUGGCCUAUUGAACUACCAUGUCCAAGACUCCAGUAUCAGAUCAGUGCUGAGACUGUGAUCAGAUUGAGUCAGCUGGUUAACCAAAUAGUUUCUGUGGAGAACAGAGCUGUGCUAGCGUGGUAGCAGAGCUGGUCUGGAGGUCUGGCAGCUUGUUGAGGCUGAUUGAAUGAGUUAUCACCCAAGUGGAGAUCCUUUGAAAGUUCUUUGAUUGUGCUUCUGUGAAGCUUGCCCAGCCUCUUCUUAUCUUAGGCAUACUUAGAAGGACAUUGAGCAGACCUCUAGGAAAUAGGAAAUAGUGUGGCAUGCAUUUGCACGGCUUGUUAACAAGGUCAGGGCCCUUCUCCACCGAGUAGCGCCUCAUUUUCGCAAGCAAGAGGGAGUCAAACCUCCCAACUACAGCUCCAAUGGAACUCUUUCUGGAACUCAGGCAGCUCAGUUGUCUUCUUGGCGUAGGAUUGUAAACUAAAGAAUCAUUGGAACCAUCUGUGAAUACAUUUGCAGUUUCAUCUAUGGCACUUCACAUCCAUCAAGUUAGAGAGUUAGACAUUGGUUCUGAUAGCUACAGAAGCAACUGAGAAUUUGAUGAACCUCUGCGUUCAAGGGUGGUCUGUUGUCCGUUGAGUGUGGCUUGAGCGCGCUCGUGUAAAUCAAAAUCACGACGCAAGACCCCAAUUAGUUGAGUCUCGGGCGAUAAUUGGACCUUGAAUUUCUUUAUCAUAACAAGAAAUCAUGUUAGUCCCAAUAUCGAGUCCCCAAGUGUUUCAUGCAAGAAAACUGCAGACCUUGAAUACAUGUAAUGCUGUAUAUCACGUUCAGUCGA